Molecule: messenger RNA, 2929 nt
Organism: Effrenium voratum
Lineage: Eukaryota; Dinophyceae; Suessiales; Symbiodiniaceae
Source: the annotation of a GenBank genome assembly
GCGAAAAGAACGCCUCACGCGUCGAACAAACGCCUCCAUGAGCGCGGCCCGGCACGCGGCCACCGUGGGCGCCCUGCGCUCGCCGGGCCGAAGCCCGGCCAACGCCUCCGCGGCGUCGCGGAGCGGCAGCGAGCGGCUCACCUCGGUGCCGCGGGCCAACACCCUGGAGACGCUGACCAACGUCUUCGCCGGCUAUGGCGCAGACCAGGUGCUGGGCUCCUGGCGGCAACAGGUGCCCAUGGAGUCCGAGCAGCGCCUCGCUGUGCUGCUGAAGACGGAGCGAAGCGGCUUCGACAGCGGUGCUCGCGAGGAGAGCGACGACAGCAGCAGCGACUCCUCGGAUUCGCUAUGGAACCGCGGGGGGCUGCGGUACUGGGCCCCGGGUCUCUACCGCUGGCUCGCUCCCCGGGUGGGCUCUCGAGAGAGGUUUUUGAUCGCCUUUACCUUCUCCGUAGUGGAGGGCACGAAGGAAAGGGCCUUAGACUUUGCGGGCCAUGAGAUCAACUACCUCUCCAUACAGGUGGUGGCCAGUGUCAUCUCCCUGCUCUGCGCCCUCGCCAUCUCCUUCUUCAUGGAGGGGCAAUGGGGCGCCUCGCGGAUCUUCUGCUUCAGCGCGCUCUGGCGCUGGAGCUUUGUGGGCUUCUUCUUCGCCGCGAAGAGCGUGAUGCUCACCUACGCCUAUCAGAGCGGCCUGCACCACAUGAUCCUUAUGUUGGUGGGCUUCCUCUAUGUCAUCGUGGCGGCCGUGGGGAGCUUUUUCGUCUUCAGCCGGAAGUACGGGAAGUUGGAGUGGCUCUCGCUGUCCAUGCUGAUCCUGUCCGCGCCGGCCUUCUACAUCAUGCGGGAGCGCUGUGACACCAACUACUGCCAGUUUUUCGAUUUCACCAAGGACCAGCUAAGUCUGCUGGGCAUCAUUUGCGCCUUCGUGGGGGUGGCCAUGGCUGCUGUCGCCUCUAUCCUGGCGGAAAGGUUGUUCAAGAACUUCUCCUCGGGCAUGGUGAGGCGCAACGAGCAAGACAACUUUGACCAUGGCAAGUACUACAUCCACAGGGUCCACCUGGACUUCACCAACUGCGUGCUGCUGGGCGUCGUGUGGAUCUGGCAGUACUACUGCGUGCAGGGAUCCUGGAACUCCAAGACGGACGUGAUGUUCGGCUAUUGGACGCGGCGCCACUACAUCCUGGUGGCGAUCUACGUUCUACAAGCUUGGUGGGCUGGCUUGGUGGUGAUGAAUUUCUCCACGGUGACCAAGAGUUUGCUUCAGACGGUGGUGGGGGUGCUGUCGGUGUGCAUCGUGGACCCUUUGGCGGGCAUGACCUACGGCCACAACUUCGGGAUCCGGGCGGUGCCCUCGCUGCUCAUCGCGGUGAUCAUCGUGAUCUGCGCGGUGCUUUUCCAGACGGGGCGCCUGAACAUGAAGGCGAUCCGGGAGGCCUCCGGCGUUCCCGCGCAGGAGGAGGUGGGCGGGAUUCAGAGCGUGCGGCGCUUCUUCUGCCGGGAACGGACUCAGACGCGAACCCCGGAGGCCGCGGCCCAGUCCGGCGGGCUCAUGAAGUACUGCCUGCCCGUGCUGUACAUCGUGUCCAACGCCUUGCAGACUGAGCUUCAGAACACGGUUUCUGCGAACCGCUUCUUCGUGCCGCAGAGUCUGCAAGUGGGCAUUCCACUUUGCGGGAUGGGCCUCGCGAGCGCCCUCACGCUGAACAUCUACGGCCUCAAGGGCCUCCGGGAGGCGCUGGACCCGAGGACGCUGAACAAGUUCCUUUUGCUGGGGCUGAUGCAGUCGGUGGUGGGCGCCUUGGCUGGCCUCGCCAUGGGCCUCGGCAUCAACUCCUCGCUCUACGUGGCCAUGGGGAAGAUUUACACACCUCUCUCCCUGGUCCUGGGGCGCUUGAUCCUGCACCGGCGCUAUCUCUGGAUCGAGUGGCUCUCGGUGGUGGUCCUCUUCGUAGCCUCAAUCACCUUGGCCUUCCUCGACAGUUCCAUCGCCACGCACUCUGCCGGGCGCAAGAGCAGCGCGGUGGCAAUCCUAUCCACGGCCGGGUCCGCGUCCAUGGCCUGCAUCUACUCGGUGAUCAUGGAGAUUGCGCUGCAGAACACCACCACGCCAUUCCUGGUGAACAAAAUCCGGCUGGACUUUGGCGCCUUUCUGUGGGGCAUCGCCUUUCUGCCGGUGAUGGGCUUCCUCGGGGUGUCCGGCGGACGGCCCGACCUGGCCUUCUGGGUCUACCGGCCCAACAACUACUGGGACUGUGUAGACAUUGGGUCCUGCGACGAUGCAGGCCUCUUCGUGGCUACGAACGCCACUGCCGCGCAAGCCAACGACUGCUUUUGCGGCAAGGGCGUCUUUCUGGGCUGGUCCAGCUGGGUGGUCUACGCCGCCCUGGGGGCCGGCGUGCUGUAUGGCUGGCUCACGGGCAAGAUCAUCGAGCACUUCUCCACGGUCAUGCGAUCCGUGCUGGAUGGCUUCCCCAUCAUGCUCCUGCAGUUCUGCAUCUCCCCGCUGGCGUCGCGGAUCCCUUUGGAUGACUUCGAGGCCAAGUACCCCAGCCCGCUGCCCUUCAUAAACAGGGACUGGGCCAAGGACCUCAUGACCAUUGUGAACCCAAUCAGCGCCAUCACCUACAUCGAGGCGGCUGCGCAGGUCAAGAAGGUGGCGGAGCUGUGCCACCCCCACGAGAUCCACGAGGAUGAAGCGCUUGAAGUGAAUGGUGAGCUGGACACGGACGGCGAGACCGAGUCCAGCGAAUCAAGUGACGCAGCUUGCUGAGGAUUCCUCCCGCGGACUGGCCCGAGCGAAGACACGGCUCGCAUGGGAGCCCUCCGGCAGUCCGGGCUGCGUGGAGUUUCAGCGCCGGCACGGUGUGCCGGGUGCGUAGUUCCUCGGGGGCCGUUGGUUUUUUCUCCCUGGACCCAAGCCAUUUUAUCA